Talaromyces proteolyticus is the source of this 1665-nucleotide messenger RNA. RefSeq names its product putative amino acid permease. The transcript is spliced from 3 exons. The record is from RefSeq and is a predicted model, not a curated record. The coding region runs from base 1 to 1665 and encodes 554 amino acids. Gene Ontology annotation, molecular function: transmembrane transporter activity. Gene Ontology annotation, biological process: transmembrane transport. Lineage: Eukaryota; Fungi; Ascomycota; Eurotiomycetes; Eurotiales; Trichocomaceae. Gene Ontology annotation, cellular component: membrane.
AUGUCUACCACCACGGAAACCACAUCAGUUGAGAAGGCUGCCCGCCAAAAUGUGCGCAGUCAAGUCGAACUGCCCGACCAUCGUAUUGUCCAGCUAGACGAGCUUUCUGCUGCGGAUCGCGUCCUGGCCGAGCAAUUUGGCUACCAGCCGGUGUUCAAACGUGAGUUUGGCUAUCUUUCUACCUUCUCAUUUGCAUUCAGUAUCUCGGGUCUGUUCGCGACAAUUUCAACAACAUUUUCCUAUCCGCUGGUGGCUGGUGGCUCUGCCUCGGUGAUCUGGUGCUGGCUCAUCUCUGGAAUUGGCUGCAUGUGUAUUGCAGCAUCGGUUGCAGAGCUGGUGUCUGCAUACCCGACAAGUGGUGGUCUCUAUUUCACUGUUUCGCGGCUUGCCCCGCCACGAUGGGUGCCAUCUAUCAGUUGGAUGACUGGCUGGAUCAACCUUUUGGGCCAGGUCGCUGGAAUCGCAUCCUCGGAGUACGGUUCAGCCCAGAUGCUGUUGGCUGCGGUUUCUAUGGGUCGUGAUUUCAACUGGACGCCAACCACCGGCAUGACAGUUGGUGUCAUGGCUGCUUUGACAGUCCUAUGCGGCAUUCUCAACUCACUCCCCACAGGCUGGAUGGAAAAGAUGACUCGAUCUUAUGUGAUCUUCCACUUGGCUGUCUUGGUCACGUGUUGCAUUGCCCUUCUCGCCAAGACUGACAAAAGCCUGAGGCAUGAUGCCUCAUAUGUCUUCACUAAUGUCGAACCCACAUCUGGGUGGUCGCCAAGUGGAUUCUCGUUCUUGUUUGGUUUCUUGUCUGUAUCCUGGACGAUGACCGACUACGAUGCGACGGCUCAUAUUGCCGAAGAGAUUCAAGACCCCGAGAUAAAGGCUCCUUGGGCGAUCUUCCUGGCCAUGGCUGCAGUUUAUGUUCUCGGUUGGCUGUUCAACAUCGUUCUGUGCUUUGUUAUGGGCGACCCGAACAGUCUUAUCAACUCUCCUAUGGAGCAACCUGUUGCUCAAAUAUUCUACAACAGUCUCGGCAAAUCUGGUGGCCUGGUCUACACCGUCUGCGCUUUCAUCCUCUUGCAGUUCAUCUGUUUCACCGCCACUCAGUCCCUUGCACGUACUGUGUUUGCUUUCUCCCGCGACCGAUUGCUUCCCUUGUCCAACGUCUGGUGUAAAGUAAGUAAACUCACAGGUACUCCCCUGUAUGCAGUUUGGUUCUCCGUCUUCUGGUGCAUUGCCAUCAACCUCAUCGCCCUCGGUAACUACGCCGCCAUCCUGGGCGUCUUCAACAUCACCGCUAUUGCCCUCGAUUGGUCAUACAUCAUCCCCGUGGUCUGCAAGCUGUUUUUCGGCAGAUUUGAGCCUGGUCCUUGGCACAUGGGCAAAUUUUCUGUCUUGGUCAACUGGUGGGCUGUCAUCUGGACAACUUUCGUUUCGAUCAUUUUCUUCUUCCCAACCGCUGAACCUGUGACUGGAGAAAACAUGAAUUAUGCAAUUGUUUUCAUGGCGUUCAUCAUGCUGUGUGCACUUGUGUACUGGUAUGUCCGGGGUAAGAAAUUUUAUGUUGGUCCUAUCAAGGAGACUGUUGUGCAAGGUCACAGUACCGGUGGCGGCAUUCUGGAGGCGACUCCUACCGAGAGUAUAGAGAAAAAGGAUGGCGAGAAAACCGCCAUAUAA